Molecule: messenger RNA, 3353 nt
Organism: Prosopis cineraria
Lineage: Eukaryota; Viridiplantae; Streptophyta; Magnoliopsida; Fabales; Fabaceae
Product: receptor-like protein kinase FERONIA
Exons: 1
Coding region: 358-3072 (904 amino acids)
Biological process (GO): protein phosphorylation
Molecular function (GO): ATP binding; protein kinase activity
Source: RefSeq, a predicted model, not a curated record
UUUUUUGAUGAUAUUCAUGUUAUGGGUAUUGGAAUUAUUUUGGGCUACAAAUAAAUGCACCAUCCCAUUUAAGCUCCAAGACAAAAAAAACCUCAUCUAGUUCCUGGCCUGCCAUAACCAUUCAAAAUUAUCAUUCUUUUUUUUUUUUUUAAAUCUGCAUUAUCUUCUUUCCAAACCAGGUACGGCUGGCACCAAACGUUCCCCAGGUCAAGCGUCAACUGUUAAGUGCUUUGUUCUUUUGCGUAGACUUGAGCGUUUACUCUCACAGGCGGCUUCGUGGCAACUGCUACAAUCCAUGAGAACUACGAAUCCUACUCUACUUUUGAUUUCUAUUUUGGCUCUGUAGAAUUUAAUUCCAUGAAGACCAUACUUCGUCUUCUUCAUCCAAACAUGAGCUUCAAUCAUACAACUUCCGCUUCAUCAUCAAGGACCUUCUUCUUCCUCUGUUUGCCCCUGCUUUUCCCUUCCAUUCUUGCUUCUUCUUACACCCCCGAUGAACUUCUAAGCAUCAACUGUGGCAACACCGGCAUCUCAUCGGGAAAUGAUCGGACAUGGACCGGAGACGUCGACACUAAGUUCUUAUCAAAACAAGACGGAUCAGUUGCAGCUACAGCACUUACUCAAUCUUCUUCUGCUUCACAGGUCCCUUACACCACAGCUCGUCUCUCUCGCUCUCAAUUCUCCUAUUCAUUCCCUGUCUCUCCAGGCCAGAAAUUCCUCCGCAUCUUCUUCUACCCAGCUUCAUACCCAGGUUUUGAUCGUUUUGAUGCCUUCUUCACAGUCAAAUCUGGUGACUUCACGCUCCUUAAGGACUACAAUGCUUCACUCACCGCCGAUGCCAACAGAAAAGAUACCAUCCUCAUGGAAUAUUGCAUCAACGUCGGCGAUGGUGAGAGGCUUAACUUAACUUUCACUCCAAAUUCAACAAAAUCAGACUUUUAUGCAUUUGUUAACGGAAUUGAGAUCGUCUCCAUGCCCGAGGAUCUCUAUUACACCAAACCAGACGACCUAGGAUUCAAAUUUAUUGGUUCGGUGGGCAUGUUUAACAUCUCCGACAAUACUGCUCUUCAGCUAAAGUUCAGGUUAAACGUCGGUGGAGGCCUAAUUUCUGCCAUGCAAGACACCGGAAUGCUCCGAUCUUGGGAUGGCGAUGACAGUUUCGUCAUCGGAAGUUUUUUUCUACCUACUGAUAUUCAGUUUGAGAGAAGACCCCUGGUGUUCAGUCAAGUUCCAAAUUACACAGCUCCUGAGCAAGUCUAUCGAACAGAACGCGAUAUGGGAAAGAACAAAACUGUGAACGUGAAUACUAAUCUCACCUGGGUGUUUCCUGUCGAUUCAGGCUUUACCUACAUGCUGAGACUCCAUUUUUGUGAGCUUAAUCCGGAUAUCAACAUUUCCUAUAACAGACAAUUCAACAUUUACAUAGCUGACCAGUUGGCCGAGGAUGGUGCAAAUGUUUUGAAUUGGGGCAAAGGAAAAGGUGUUCCUGUAUAUAGAGACUAUGCCGUCGUUGUUUCAGGUUAUGCAAAGUCAGCUUCUCUGUCGCUCAAAAUGCAUCCUACAGAGAAAACGUUGGACUUCAACGAGUAUAGUGAUGCAUUCUUGAAUGGACUUGAGAUUUUCAAGAUUAGUGAUUCACAAAAUAAUCUCGCCGGACCUAACCCCGGUCCUCUUCCACCAUCUCCGGCUAAUCCAAAUGAUCUGCACCAGAAAAAUACACGAAAAAGCAGCCGCAAGAUUGUAAUUGGGGUUAUCGUUGGUGUUGCAGCUUCCGUCCUCGUUCUGAUUUCCAGUAUAGCAUUCUUCCUCUUCAAUCGUGGAAAGAAGGCCAGUAAAUCUGGCAAGUCCAGCAUCGGAACUUCCAAGUGGGCUCCGUUCUCGUUCGCCACAACAAAAUCAGGGAACACCCCCUCUAAUGCCUCAUCUCUUCCGAUGGAACUGUGCCGUCACUUUUCCAUCGCCGAGAUCAGAGCUGCCACCAACAACUUCGACGAGCUUUUCAAAGUCGGAGUCGGCGGCUUCGGCAACGUCUACAAAGGGUACAUCGACGGCGGCCUCACUCCGGUCGCAAUCAAGCGGCUCAAACCGGGUUCACAGCAGGGGGUCCACGAGUUCAAGACCGAAAUAGAAAUGCUCUCGCAGCUUCGUCACUCCCAUCUAGUCUCUCUCAUAGGUUACUGCUACGAAAGCAACGAGAUGAUCUUAGUCUACGAUUUCAUGGCUCGUGGGACCCUCCGUAGCCAUCUGUACAGCACUGAUAAUCCAGCUCUUCCGUGGAAGCGACGUCUCCAGAUCUGCAUCGGCGCAGCACGAGGACUGCAUUACCUCCAUACAGGCGCGAAGCACAUGAUCAUUCACCGCGACGUGAAGACCACGAACAUCUUGAUAGACGACAGAUGGGAGGCCAAGGUUUCAGACUUCGGGUUGUCCAGAAUCGGGCCCACUGGGCUCAAGGCCCAUGUGAGCACAGUGGUAAAAGGAAGCAUAGGAUAUCUUGACCCGGAAUACUACAAACGACAGCAUUUAACGGAGAAAUCCGACGUGUACUCCUUUGGAGUAGUCCUCUUUGAGGUACUGUGUGGUCGCCCGCCUAUAAUCCGUAUCGCCGAUAAAAAACAGGUGUUGCUAUCUGAUUGGGCAAUGAAAUGCUUCCAAACAGGAAACCUAGGUCAUAUAGUGGAUCCAGCUUUGAAAGGGACGAUAGCACCGGAGUGCUUGAGAAAGUUUGGAGAGAUAGGAGUGAGCUGUUUGCUUGACGACGCAACGCAGAGGCCAACGAUGAACGACGUCGUUUGGGGGCUGGAGUUUGCUCUGCAGCUGCAAGAGAAUGUAGAGAAGAUGAGAGGAAGAGAAGGAGAAGAUGAUGAUGAAGGAGGCAAGAAGAAGACGACGAGUGGAGAAGAUAGUGAUAGCAUGUUUAGUGGUAGUAACAGUGUUGAGGUGGUUUCGGACUUCAAUAAGAGUAGUGAAGUGAGCAUGACAAGCAGUACUGAAGAUCGUUGUAAUAAGGAUACUUCUAGGUUCCUGGAUAGUUCUGUUUUCUCUGAGAUUUUAGACCCAAAGGCACGAUGAAGAUGAAGAUGAUGAUGAUUGAUGAGUUGGAGAAAACUUAAUUACGAGACUACAAGAGCAAGAGAACUGGUGGAUAAUGAUGAGCCAAAAGAAAGAAAAAGUAUGUUGGAUCUUAAUUAAGUAUAUUAUUGUUAAUGACAGUUUAUAGUGUGAAGCUCAUCUUAAGCUUGUGUAUAUUGAUGUGAUGAGUUUUAUUAUCAACAACUUUACAGGGAAUAUGUAUAUAUAACAAAAACAAAUAAGAAACUUUAUAGAGAAUAUACAUUAUUGCUCGUCCUUAA